This is a messenger RNA of Engraulis encrasicolus (European anchovy), 4460 nucleotides long. RefSeq names its product solute carrier family 26 member 5 (gene slc26a5). Lineage: Eukaryota; Metazoa; Chordata; Actinopteri; Clupeiformes; Engraulidae. Gene Ontology annotation, biological process: transmembrane transport. Gene Ontology annotation, cellular component: plasma membrane. The record is from RefSeq and is a predicted model, not a curated record. The transcript has 19 exons. The coding region runs from base 496 to 2985 and encodes 829 amino acids. Gene Ontology annotation, molecular function: bicarbonate transmembrane transporter activity; chloride transmembrane transporter activity; secondary active sulfate transmembrane transporter activity.
UUGAUCAAAUGAUCACGGGAAAGCACGCAGCUCCUGUGGAAGCAAAAGGACAUUCCCACGUUAAACUGUAACUAGACACUUGGAGCGUCUCCUUUUCGCAGUAAUAAAAGGCGCCGCUAUCGGGAAUCCCUUGCGAAUAACGGACUGGGUUGAGGACACUCCGGACAAUAACACACAGAAGACAAGAGGAGAAGAAGAAGACAUAGUGUGUCUGUCUGUGAGUGAGAGUGGGCGUGAGUGAGUGAGUGAGUGAGUGAGUGAGUGAGUGAGUGAGUGAGUGUGUGUGUGUGUGUGUGAGAGUGAGUGUGUGCCCCUGUGUGUGUGGCAUGCCUGUGUGUGUCUGUGUAUAUAAAAGAGUGUGUCAGAGAGAGAGUAAGAUAAACCAAAGGAGUGUGUGUGUGUGUGUGUGUGUGUGUGUGUGUGUGUGUCACUGCCUGACGUUCCCUUGCUACAACCCAUGACUAGUGGUGGUUGUGGUUGUGGUUGUGGUUGUAUAUGACGGGGAUGGACCAUGAAAGCAGCCCAGCGGAGGAGUCCCCUGCUGGGCAUGAGUCGUCUGCGUUUGAGCCUGUAGCGUUAGCAUUAGCGUCCGGAGACCCAGACCCAGGGCCUGGACAUGGGCCGCAUGCGUCUGGAACUGGGCCGGAGUCCGGAUCCGGAUCCGGGCCGCAUGCGUCGGUGUCUGCGACGGGGACGGAGGUGGUCCGCAGGGGGCGCUACCUGGUGGAUCGAGACGUCUACAGUGAGAGCCGUCUGGGGUCAGAGGUGCUGCACCGACGAGAGCGGACACCACACACACUCUGCCAGAGGCUACGGCAACACGUGGAGUGUUCGUCGGGCCGUGUGAGAGCGGGGCUGCUGCGCUUGUUUCCCAUAGCAACAUGGCUGCCGGCGUACCCAGUAAAGGAGUACCUGAUGGGAGAUCUGGUGUCCGGACUCAGCACCGGAGUCAUGCAGUUACCACAAGGUCUGGCAUAUGCCAUGCUGGCUGCGGUGCCUCCAGUGUUUGGCCUCUACUCCUCCUUCUACCCCGUGCUGCUCUACACGCUAUUCGGCACCUCCAGACACAUCUCCAUAGGAACCUUUGCUGUGAUUAGUCUGAUGAUGGGGGGCGUGUGCGUGAGGGAGGCGCCGGACUCCAUGUUCUACGUGGCCGCUAACGGAACCAACGGAACUGGAACUGGAACCGGAUCGGAAUCAGAACUGUUGCUGGACGAGGGGGCCAGAGAUGCAUACAGAGUCCAGCUGAUAGUGGCCCUGACUACGCUAGUGGGAAUCAUACAGUUGGUGCUGGGUGUGUUGCGUUUCGGUUUCGUGGCGAUCUACCUAACAGAGCCGCUGGUGCGCGGCUUCACUACUGCUGCCGCGGUGCACGUCUUCGUAUCACAGCUGAAAUACCUACUGGGCAUCAAGACAGACCGCUUUAGCGGACCCCUAUCUGUUAUUAAGAGUGUGGUAGCAGUGCUGGGUAACAUUACUACCACUAACUUGACCACUCUGCUGGUGGGGGCGUUGUGUAUGGUCUUCCUCUUCGGCGUCAAGGAGGUCAACGAACGCUACAAGAAGAAACUGCCCGUGCCCAUCCCUGGAGAGAUCAUCGUGGUGAUUGUCUCCACAGGGGUGUCCUAUGGAGUCAGCCUCUUCCAGAACUACCAGGUGGCCGUGGUGGGAACCAUCCCUUCAGGGCUCCUCCCACCUGCCCUGCCAGACCACACCCUCUUCUCCAAGGUUGCCAUGGACUCACUUGCCAUAGCAAUCGUGGGCUUCUCCAUGGGUAUCUCUCUGGCCAAGAUCUUCGCACUCAAACACGGCUACAGUGUGGAUGGCAACCAGGAGCUGAUUGCGUUGGGCUUGUGUAAUUUCAUUAGUUCGUUCUUCCAGACUUUUGCCAUCACCUGUUCCAUGUCACGCAGUUUGGUGCAGGAAAGCACAGGAGGAAGAACACAGAUUGCUGGGUUUUUGGCGUCGAUGGUUGUGCUACUGGUUGUCGUGGCGAUUGGCUUUGUGUUUGAGCCCCUCCCACAGACUGUUCUGGCUGCCAUCAUCAUGGUGAAUCUGCAGGGGAUGUUCAAGCAGUUCAGAGACAUCCCCACACUCUGGAGAACAAGCAGAAUAGAACUGGCUAUCUGGAUCGUGGCCUUCAUCUCCUCCGUGCUGCUGGGGCUCGACUACGGCCUCAUGGUGUCCGUCACCUUCGCCAUCCUCACUGUCAUCUACCGCACACAGAGCCCGAAGAGUAUGGUUCUUGGCCAGGUUCCUGGAACUGGCCUCUACUAUGACGUGGAUAAAUACGAGGAGUGUGUGGAGAACUCAGGGAUUAAGAUCUUCCACAUGAACUCUGCUAUCUACUUCGCUAACAGUGAGCUGUACGUCAGCGCUCUCAUGGAGAAGACUGGUGUGGACCCCACUGUUAUACUGCAGGCCCGCAAGUCUCGAGAAAAGAAGAGGAGGAAGAACAGCCCAGAGAAAGAGGAGAAGAAGAACAGGAAGAACAGUCCGGAAAAAGAGGAGGAGAAGAAGAGAACAGCAGUCGUCAAACUGGACAUGGAUAAGGGCAUCUCUCACGAGGUGGUGGACGGGUCCUCCGUGCGAUUGGCCAUCCAGGACGGUGCCGGCGGGCCAUUGGCUGAGCAGGUUAACGGACAGGUGUCGGAGAGUCACACGGAUUGGCCGGGAGAGGACGCCCACUUCCUGGAUCUGGCGGAGGGGGAGGGGCUAGUCCACUCUAUCAUCCUGGACUUCACGCCCGUCACCUUCAUAGACUCAGUAGGAGCCAAGGCCAUCAAGUCGGUGGUGAAGGAGUAUGCGGCGGUGGAUGUGGGAGUGUUCAUCGCAUGCUGCAGCAGAACGGUUCUGUCCCAGCUGACCGCUCUGCAGUUCUUCGGCCAGGUGGUGUCCGCUGACUUGGUCUUCCCCACCAUCCACGACGCCGUGCUGCACUGUCAGAGCAGGAAGUCCCGCCCUAAUGGUGCCGCCAGCCAAUGAGCACGCAGGAGCGCUCCUGAUUGACAGUAUGGUCACAGGGCAGGAGAGGACACUUACUGUACGUCCAACAACCAGGACGGAUGUGAUUGGUGGAGAGACGGAGGAGGAAGGGGAGGGACUGAGGAACCCCCUCAGCCUUCUUGUAAACAUUCCAGAAGUGCAGAGCACGAUCUUGCUAAUUCAGCAGCCAGCAGAGGACAGUCCUGUGUGUGUGUUUGUGUGUGUGUGUUUGUAUAGGCGUGUGUGUGUGUGUGUGUGUGUGUGCGCGUGUGUGUAUACAUAUUCACAGAGAACGUUCUUGUUAUAUUGGUCAGAAAGCUGUAUACAGUCGUAAGCAGAGUUGUAUAUGUACGUAUGCGCUUGAAAGCUGUGUGCAUUUAACUGUGUAUGGAGUUCUUAUUACAGAAGAAUACCCAGGUCUUGAACUGAAUAGAGCCCGAACAACAUACAGUAGCACAUGGAAAUCGUUACAUCAGGUGUAUGUAUGUAACUACAUUUGCAUAGAAUAUAACAUUAGAAAACUACAGGCAUAUUUUUGUUACUACAUGCGUACGUUGUGAAGGCAACUACAGGGCAUCUGUGUGAUUUAAGCAACUAAGUCUGAACUGUGUAGCACUCUUUUAACAUGUUAUGUUUUAUGGUUUCCAUACAGCAGACGUAUAGAGUAUUUAUAUACAUACAACACAUUAGCAGCCUUUAAUUUCUCUGUUUGUCUGUUAAAUCAUGGAUUUUCUUCAGCAGUCUUUAACAGAGUGUGUCUGUUAAGUAUUUAUCUUUGGCCAUUUUCAGGGUAAGGGGAGAGAAUUUUCCAUAGCGAGAGUUGCUUCCGUUGCUGUUGUCAGGGUGUUUUAUUUACAGAGCUGCUUCUGUUUCCAUAGUUGCUGUUGUCAGGGUGUUUUAUUUACAGAGCUGAAUUCUGUUUCUAUAGUUACUGUUGUCAUAGUGGUGUGGGGGGUGUUUUAUUUACGUCAGAGCUUUCUUGAGCACUUUCGCCAAUGCUGAAUGUAAAGUUUCAGUGGCCAUCUUGUUUUCGGUUAGGAGAGUGUUUUAUCUACAAUGCCUGUUUUCGUUGAGUGUACAUGUUUAGCUUUGACAGCCAUUUUGUGGAUAUGUCGGCUAGGGGGGGAUGUAAGUACAAGGAAGGCUGCUUUUUAAUGUUACCUAUAAAUAAUGUUUUAUCUACAGUUAGAUCUGAGAUCGUUUGUUUCUUUGGCCAUCUUGGGCACUACCUCUUGCUUUAACUCUCUGCUGUCGUGUGUGUGUGUGUGUGUGUGUGUGUGUGUGUGUGUGUGUGUGUGUGUGUGUGUGUGUUUGUGUGCGUGUGUGUGUGUGUGUGUGUGUGUGUGUGUGUGUGUGUGUGUGUGUGUGUGUGUGUGUGUGUGUGUGUGUGUGUGUGUGUGUGUGUGUGUGUGUGUGUGUGUGUGUGUGUGUGUGUUUGUGUGUUCCGUUCCUGUAAGGGUGCAAUUCUUCAUCUG